GUACAAGAAACAUUCAACAGCAUGCCCAAAUCCUAGGAGAAAUUGAGCAAAGAGUUCGUUUCUUUCAUGAUAUUAUAAGUUUUGAAGUUGCAAACCUUCUAUUAUUCAUAUCUUUGCAUGGCUGGUCUCUCUAUCAAAGAGAAGGAAAAGCAAAUCGUCACCAGGAAGCUUUCAACAUCUUAUGUCUGCCUAAAACAAUAGUGCCAGAAACUAAUUCAAAAGUCGGUGAAGGCUUUAUAAUUUUACGAUUUUAGGUAAAAACUCUAAUUCUUCAACAUGAAUUUCUCUAAUGAUCGAAAAAUAAGGGUUAUCCAAUCUUGUAUAUAUUCUAAAAAAUUUAGCACUAAUUUAUUAAAUAGUAUCGUCUGUGAAAGUUGCGUCAAAUUUUUAUGCCUAGUUUGAAACUUUAUGAAAACCUCCAUUUUCCAUAGGCAUCUUACUAUAAGAGCUAAUGUACUGGAAGGUGAUUAUAUUAAAAUGCUCACAAGUGGUUUAAAAUGUUUAAUUAAAAUGCUGAAUAGGGAUAUUAAACCCCAUAUUCAUAAGAUGUUUCUUGAUGAGCAUUCACCAGAUUAUUCUUUUCUCAAAAUUAUGAUGCAUCUUCCAUUUCAUAGUUAUAAAUACGAAAAGCUAUGUUUCAAUCUAAGCUAG
Moneuplotes crassus is the source of this 651-nucleotide messenger RNA. The record is from the annotation of a GenBank genome assembly. Lineage: Eukaryota; Ciliophora; Spirotrichea; Euplotida; Euplotidae.